CCACACACACAACAGAAAUGGCCGCCUAUGCUGCAUUCAAACAUGUUGAACUUUACAAUGUCGGCAAAACCAAGAAGAGGGUUUUGAGACCACCAGGUGGUGGCACCAGCGACAUUUUCGGAGGUGACUUGCCACAAACUCCACGCAAUGUCAAAAAUCACAUGCAAUCAAACAUAUUCUCUUGUGAAAAGGACAAUGUUAAAAAUAACGUACGACAAGGAGCUCACAGAUUCUAUUUCAUCGGUGAACAACCACGUCGCGCUCAAAAGAAUGUUGACUCAUAUCAACGUCUAUUCGGUGAACCUGAGCGUGUUGUUACUCCUGCCAAAAAUCACAUGAGAAGCAACAUUCCAUUCGGUGCUAACAAUGAAGCGGCUCAAACUUUGAUCACCAAUGGCAAUGGUCAUCAUUACAAUGGCAAAAGUUCAUCUGUAUCUUCGGCCUCGUCAUCGGUCUCGUCGUCAACUGAAAAUCUCAAGAUGAAUGGUUACUCCAAAACAGUUUAUCAUCGCAAAAUGAGUAAUGGUAAUCCUGUCACCGGUGAAGGUUAUACCAAGAACAAUGAUUUCUCAAAUCAUACACCCAGCUUGAAUGGUGCCAAUCAAGUCAUCAAUAAAAAUCGUAUUCCCCCCGGUGGUUUCUCUUCGGGUCUCUGGUAAAUUGUGUCUCCAGUGUGUCUUGUUUGCGUUAUAAACAACUAAAUUUAGGAUUAACAACUCUCUCCACAUCUC
Messenger RNA from Musca vetustissima, 731 nucleotides. RefSeq names its product microtubule-associated protein Jupiter (gene Jupiter). Gene Ontology annotation, cellular component: nucleus. The record is from RefSeq and is a predicted model, not a curated record. Lineage: Eukaryota; Metazoa; Arthropoda; Insecta; Diptera; Muscidae. The coding region runs from base 18 to 659 and encodes 213 amino acids. The transcript has 6 exons.